Messenger RNA from Aphanomyces invadans, 1141 nucleotides. Its product is annotated as Sua5/YciO/YrdC/YwlC family protein. Lineage: Eukaryota; Oomycota; Saprolegniomycetes; Saprolegniales; Verrucalvaceae. Bases 49 to 1113 code for a protein of 354 amino acids. The transcript is spliced from 4 exons. Gene Ontology annotation, molecular function: nucleotidyltransferase activity; double-stranded RNA binding; tRNA binding. The record is from RefSeq and is a predicted model, not a curated record. Gene Ontology annotation, cellular component: cytoplasm. Gene Ontology annotation, biological process: regulation of translational fidelity.
CCCGAGACCGCCGUCGCGUCCAUCACGAUAGUCCGCCAACUGACCAAGAUGCUGCUCGCUGCGACUCCGCAAGGACUUGCCCGUGCAGGUGAAUCAUUGCGCCAGGGCCGCCUCGUCGCGUUUCCAACCGAGACUGUGUACGGUUUGGGCGCGAAUGCGUUUGACGCCAAGGCGCUGCUCAGCAUCUUCGAAGCCAAAGGUCGGCCGCUGACAGACCCACUCAUUGUGCACAUCCCAACGGUCGACGACGCACUUGCGCUUGUCGAGCUAGAUGACAAAGGCACGGCAAUGUUCAAGACCCUUGCGACGGCCUUUUGGCCCGGCCCACUCACACUGAUCGCGCCGGCGAUUCCUGCCUUGCCUCGUGAGGUGUCGGCCAACACUGGUUUUGUCGGGCUGCGCAUCCCGAACCAUUCCAUUGCCCAGGCUUUGCUGCGUGAAGCAAAAGUGCCCGUCGCUGCACCGAGCGCGAACCGCUUUGGUCACGUCAGUCCCACAACCGCUCAGCACGUCGUCAACGACCUCGGAACAUACUCUGGCGGGCUGGAGGUCAUCGACAACGUCGGCCAUCCGUGCUGCCAAGUGGGCAUUGAAUCGACGGUCGCGAAACUUGUGCCGGAUCAAAACCAGCUUCUUGUGUUCCGGCGUGGCGGCGUGUCCGAGGCGGCGCUCCACGACGUCCUCAACGUCCAACAGCGCCUCCAUGUCGACAUUGUGUACGCGCAACGCGUGGUAGCUGACCACUCGACCCAGAAUCAGGUCGCUCCAGGCCAACUGCUCACGCACUACGCGCCCGACGUCCCCACGUUCAUGGUCGACACAACUCCGGUCGCUGCGCCUGCCGACGCCGACGUCCGCACGUGGGUCGUUGUCGAUUUCCAUGGCCAGCUGCAGGCGCUGCAGCCCGUCGUGGCGGCCUACCUGGACCUUUCCCCACCUGGUGACAUUACCGAAGCUGCGCGCAACGUGUUCGACGCGCUGCGGUGGGCCGAGCAAGUGCCGAACGCGACACGCAUUUUGAUCCCGGACGUGUCGGCUGUGGCCCACGAACACGCCGCCGCCCUCCACGACAGAUUAUUCCGCGCAUCGUCUGGCAACCGCACGUCGAUUUAACCGUGACAAUUGAACCAGUAUAUUACGA